Echinococcus granulosus is the source of this 486-nucleotide messenger RNA. RefSeq lists its product as hypothetical. The transcript has 6 exons. Bases 1 to 486 code for a protein of 161 amino acids. The record is from RefSeq and is a predicted model, not a curated record. NCBI's taxonomy places the organism in Eukaryota, Metazoa, Platyhelminthes, Cestoda, Cyclophyllidea, Taeniidae.
AUGUCCAAGCAAAUGAAAAGAAAAUCACCAGCCUUUUUUCCUCCCUAUUUUUUUUCUCCCCAACACUUAAAUAAACACUUGCCAAUGCAUGUAAUGUGGAUAUCAUUAAUUUCCGUUCUGGCUUUAUGGAGAUUUUCAAUUAGUCGUCCAACUUUUAAUGAGAAAUGGCCUUUGAAUUGUAGCAAUAUUCAGGCCAACCUACGCCCAUUUGUUAUUCCCAAAACGCCCCAUCUACUGCCCUACACUUCUAAGGCACCGCUUCAUUGCCAGGAUACCAAAAACGGUCAUCUCAUAAAAAUGGAAUUUUUCUGGGCCAUUCCAGAGGACGUAAUUAAGCAUGCCAUCGUAGAAGAUUUAGAACCAAAGGAAGAGAUGGGAAGUAAAGUCAUUUUGAGAUCCAUUGUGACAAGACAAAGAUAUUUUUCUAUAAAACCGAAAAUACUCCUUAGGUCAAUUUAUAGAAAUGAUUCUUAUUUUCAACGAUAG